This is a messenger RNA of Ornithodoros turicata, 1896 nucleotides long. RefSeq lists its product as uncharacterized. Gene Ontology annotation, biological process: positive regulation of DNA-templated transcription. NCBI's taxonomy places the organism in Eukaryota, Metazoa, Arthropoda, Arachnida, Ixodida, Argasidae. Gene Ontology annotation, cellular component: nuclear body. The record is from RefSeq and is a predicted model, not a curated record. Bases 37 to 1077 code for a protein of 346 amino acids. The transcript is spliced from 4 exons.
CAUAUCUUCUUAGGCAUAUUUAUCUACAGCAUCAAGAUGCCUUUUCCUAGUGAUUUUUCUAUCAGAUGGCAUUUAUCUCGGUGGCACCCAGCGGACAAAGAUACCGGGCGAUGCUGCCGCCCCGAGAAGUGCGACAGGCGCGCAACAUCACUGACGAGCAGACGUCAAACAGUGGACGCCAUGAGUAACGGGUUAGACAACUGCAUUCGUGCCAGCAUCUGGACACGGCAAGAGACGCUUCUGCUUCUCGACCUGUGGGAGCAAGAAACGCGGCGGCAGAACCUCGAUGGAACAGCGCGAAACUACAAGGUUCAUCAAAGGAUAUCUCAGGUGCUCAACUCCCGAGGCUACAGUCGCUCGCCGAUGCAAGUCAGAGAGAGGCUCAAGAGGCUCCGGCGCGAAUACAGGGAAUCCCGUCGUUGCGAAUACUACGACCGCAUAGCAGCAAUUAUGACGUCACAACCGGAAACCAACGGCGGUGCCGUUGGUUCUCCUGCGGAGAAUGGGACCGAAAGCCACACCAAUGGAAAUGGCGAUAGUCGCAUGACUGAUGACGAUGCCGGUUUACACGUAAACAACGAUGAUCGUUCUCAGGGGACCUCCGAUAAUGACGCAGGCUCUCCUACCGAACUCAAUGGACACCAAACUUACGCGGAAAACAACAAAUUCCCGCAACAUGCUCCCCCAGUAACUGCAUACCCCGACAUCAAUCACCAGGCCGACAACAACACCUACCCGUCUUACAACAGCACCGACGAAUCCCUCAUUCUGCAGCGAAGAACAGUUCACCUGCUGACAGCGCUGGUGGAAGGGCAACGAAGGACGCAGCGAUCGACCGUCUGCUACCAACGGCAAAUGCUGCAGAACAUGCAUAUCAUCGCGACGUCCAUGCAGACCGUAGCUGGCUCUCUGGCUCGCGCGUGUCUUUACACUCCUCUCCCGGCAAGAGGGGAAGAUGACGGCGGUGGUAGCCCAACGUAUGCUGCCAGUCUUCUGGAACAACAAGAGAGCUACCUGGACUUGUCCCAAGAUCGGAUGCAGACGAAUGGGUCGUGUAAAGAAGAAUCAGAUCAUUGAAGUGUUCCUGCUUGUAGAACGACGUUGUUCGAGAGAUAUUGUCUACGAGCAACUCUGACUGUGUUGAACACGGUGCUAGAUGUUCUUCGCUAUCUACUCCCUAGCUUCGAUUAUGCAACUGAACGUAAAUGAUGCGGAUGACAGUGGGUGCAUUCGCGAGAUACCAAAGACUGUGCAUAUCUGACGAGAGAUUCGCUGUAUCUCUUACCUCAAUUCUGUGGAAGUGACGACAUGGUAUCUGAAGCUGAACAAUCGGAGUGCGCUGCCAUGUCUGCGACAACAUGACUCAUGAGAGACAUCGAUCCCGUGGUAUUUGUGUCAAAUCUAUCGGCAAUCACGUCUUCCACAUUGAACUGUGAGUUCCUGACGUUCCGUUUGUGACGUUUGCAUAUUAUGUUAGGCACAGGUUGCACCAUGUGCGGUCACGGCCACAUACUCAUCACACAAGUCAUAACCUAUGUGCCAUACCUUUCAUUAACUGUCUUCGUUAUCCCAGGCUACCGCAACUACGGCGUGUCAGUACAAAGACUGUUUUUAUCGCUGUGCACGAGGCUUUGUGCCACUUAUAUGUACUGUACAAAUAAGAGAGUCAUAUCUGUUUGUAUGCCACUUUAUUUUUUAUUUUUUUAUGAAUGUACGCACUUCUGCAAGUCUUGGUACCAAGACUACCAAGUGAUACCAGAAGUAUUGCAAGAACUCAAGAUGAUGGAUUCAGAUUGAUAUUAUUGCAACUUGUUCACUAACACGUUUAUGUUCGUUCCACUUUCAGCAUAGGGAAGUAAAGUGUUUCAAGAAAGAAAAAUAAAGUAAACAACUCGA